This is a messenger RNA of Elaeis guineensis (African oil palm), 1121 nucleotides long. Its product is annotated as disease resistance protein UNI-like. Gene Ontology annotation, molecular function: ADP binding. Lineage: Eukaryota; Viridiplantae; Streptophyta; Magnoliopsida; Arecales; Arecaceae. The record is from RefSeq and is a predicted model, not a curated record.
CAUGGCAAAUUUUUCCAUAGAGCUAGGCGGGGAGGGCAUAUGGAAUUCCAUUUCACAGCGUCUUGGAUAUUUUGCAAACCCUGGCAGCAAAAUCAGGCUUCUAACCGAGGCCGUACGGGAACUGGUGGCCAUCAAGAAUGAUGUAAGUAACCGUGUGUCCCCGAACGAGCUACAGGGUGAAACGCGCAAGGAGCAGGUAAAGCUGUGGCUUGACGGCGUAACCGCCAUCGAAGUAGCCGUACUUAGAAUAGUACAAGACUACGAACAGAGGAGGCGUCUUGGUCGCGGCAGCUUCAUCAAGUUUUGGUCUAUUAACCGGAGGGUUGCCCGCAAGCUGGAAAGGGUGGCGGCUCUAAGAGCACAAAUAAACAACCUUGAGGUGCUUACUGCUAGACUGCCUCCAUGUCCGGUCCAGGAGAUGCCCCACAUGUCGACGUUCCUAGGGAUGGAGUCAAAUCUGGACAAGGUUCUUAGAUAUCUCAAUGAUGACCACGUGGGCAUCAUUGGGAUAUGGGGCAUGGGUGGGGUGGGCAAGACCUCCCUCUUGAAGCGCAUCAACAACAAUUUCCUCCCCCUCCAAGAAAGUUCAGUGCUCGGCGGCCAAAGAAGCGCUAUGUUCGAUCAUGUGAUCUGGGCGACAGUCUUCAAAGAGUAUACAGUGAACAAGCUUCAAAAGGAAAUAGCCAGUAGGCUGGGGAUGCGCCCGUCCGACAAUGAACGCGAACAAGCCACUGCAAUCUUCAACCACCUGAAGGGUAGGAACUUCUUGUUGCUGCUGGACGACCUAUGGCACAAGAUAGAUCUGGAGGCCGUUGGGGUUCCCCUUCCUUCCAAAAGACCCACCGGCCGGAACAAGCAUAAGGUGGUGUUUACCACAAGGAUGGAGCAGGUGUGUGGCUCCAUGGGAGCGCACGAGAAGGUCAAGAUAAGCUGCUUGGAGGAAGACGACGCGUGGCAGUUGUUCGGGGAGAUGGUCGGCCAAGACACACUCGACUCUGAUCCAAGAAUACCGAGGCUCGCAAGCCAAGUGAUCAAGGAGUGUCAUGGAUUGCCUUUGGCUCUCAUAGUCAUCGGGAAGUCCAUGUCGACGAGGUAGACUCCCAAAGAGUGGCAAAAUGCCA